CGCAUUUCUGUUUAUGCACGUGAACCCGUCUAACGUUAUUUUCGCAGUUAUAUAAAGUAGCAAAUUAUCGUUCCUGAAUAGGUGGCGCCGUGGUAGCGGAUCCUGUUCCUCUUCUUCCGGUUUCUGCACUGUGCAACUAUUUCAGUUAUAUUUUUAAUUAACGAUGCCAAGUACUUGCUGUUGUGUACCUGGAUGUCAUUUAAGAGGAGGACAUGCAUUUCCAAAUGACUUAAAAAGAAGGAAAAGUUGGAUCAACGCCAUGGCCCAUACGCAGAUUGGACGAGAACACGAUGAUAUCGUGGAGUCCAUCUCAAUCAGCUGUUGUUUGCAAGGCACGUUUUACUGAAAAAGACUACGUGCAGGAAACUAUUCAUGGGCGCAAACCCACCAUACAGAGACUUAAGUCUACUGCAAUUCCCAGCCUAUUUUCCUGGACCAAGCAAGAGACUGAAUCGUCCACAAAAAGAAAAAUCAGGGCAGUUUCCUGUGAAAACAAAAGAACUAAACUUGAUGAAUAUUGUAGUAGAAAUCUAGAGGAAAGUUUUGAUUGUAAAGUUGGUUUUCCUGAAGAAGUCAUUCAUACUGCAGAAAGGAUUUAUGACAGUCCACCACCAACUGCCGAGCUAAUGUUGAGCUUCACAGAUGGAAUUACGCAAACACCAUCAAUGCCUAUGUUUUCAGCAGAGAAUUUUGAAAUGAAGACACGUGACACAGCCAUGCAUUUUUAUACCGGUUUAGAGUUGUAUACUAAAUUUUUAUUUGUUUUGACCACACUUGGUCCAGCAGCACAUUGUUUGAGAUACAUAUAUUUUCAAAUUGAUAGGGUGUCAGUUGAAAAUCAGUUUUUUUAUGACUUUGAUGAAAUUGAGGCAUCAUACAACCAACUUUGAACUGUCUAGAUUCUAGAUUGACUCUAGUGUUAAGAAUAUUGUGUAUACAUGGAUUAUUUUUAUGUCUAAACAGUGGUGUGAGGCUAACACUUGGCCAUCUAGUGGUUUAGUCAGGUAUUUUUCACCAUCCAACUUCAAAUUAAAGUUUCCUACGACUUGGAUUAUUAUUGACAGCACAGAAUAUCCCGUGAUAAAACCUAAAGCUCCUAGAGCUCAGGCAACCUUUUCAUCAAAUAAAAACAGAAACACUGAAAAUUCUUGAAUGUUCGACACCUGGUGGUUUAGUCAACUAUGUCUCUAUGUCACAUAGAGCGAAUUAUUGGACUUGGCAAAACAUACAAAAUUCUAAUAAAUACUAUGAAUGAAACUGAAACAAAACUUUCAUCUGAAAUAACAUUUAGUUGUUGUAUGUUGUGUAAUUUUAGAACUUGUAUUGUGCCAAAGGAUGCAUAAAUAAAAGUGACGCAAUGAAUUUUGUUCUGAUAUAUAUAUAUUUACAAUUACAUGCACAUGUAAAUUGUAAUGCAUAUAAAAAUAAGGAGAUGUGGUAUGAUAUUCAGUGAUUUUAUCAAACUAAAGUGCAUAAGAAAUGGGUUUAAGCAGUUACAGGUGUUCCUGUCACCGUACAAUCUCCAACAAUGAGAAAAACUCGUACCCUGUAAAAAAUUUCAGAGAUCUUACAACUAAGUUUUGUUGUCUCACCUUGACUUUGGUGAAUUUUUUAUAUCUGUUGAUGUAAAUAUAAAAAAGAAGAUGUGGUAUGAUUGCCAAUGAGACAACUCUCCACACAUGCACUAGAGACCAAAUGACACAGAAAUUAACAGCUAUAGGUCACAGUACGGCCUUCAACAAUGAGCAAAGCCCAUACCGCACAGUCAGCUAUAAAAGGCCCAGAAAUGACAAUGUAAAACAAUUCAAACAAGAAAACUAACGGCCUAUUUUAUGUAAAAAAAUGAACAAAUAUAACAAAUAUGCAACACAUAAACAAAC
Messenger RNA from Mytilus californianus (California mussel), 1880 nucleotides. RefSeq lists its product as uncharacterized. Lineage: Eukaryota; Metazoa; Mollusca; Bivalvia; Mytilida; Mytilidae. The transcript has 2 exons. The record is from RefSeq and is a predicted model, not a curated record. Bases 291 to 890 code for a protein of 199 amino acids.